This is a messenger RNA of Balaenoptera ricei (Rice's whale), 708 nucleotides long. RefSeq names its product ribosomal protein L13a (gene RPL13A). Gene Ontology annotation, biological process: translation; negative regulation of translation. NCBI's taxonomy places the organism in Eukaryota, Metazoa, Chordata, Mammalia, Artiodactyla, Balaenopteridae. The transcript is spliced from 8 exons. Bases 65 to 679 code for a protein of 204 amino acids. Gene Ontology annotation, molecular function: structural constituent of ribosome; mRNA binding. The record is from RefSeq and is a predicted model, not a curated record. Gene Ontology annotation, cellular component: ribosome; cytosolic large ribosomal subunit.
CCCUGUUUCAAGGGAUAAGAAACCCUGCGGUUAAGGUUCCUUCUUUCCCAGGCGGCUGCCGAAGAUGGCGGAGGGACAGCAGGUCCUGGUUCUCGAUGGCCGAGGCCAUCUCCUGGGCCGCCUGGCAGCCAUCGUGGCUAAGCAGGUGCUUCUGGGUCGAAAGGUGGUGGUUGUGCGCUGUGAGGGCAUCAACAUUUCUGGCAAUUUCUAUAGAAACAAGUUGAAGUACCUGGCAUUCCUCCGCAAGCGGAUGAACACCAACCCCUCCCGUGGCCCCUACCACUUCCGAGCCCCCAGCCGCAUCUUCUGGCGGACAGUGCGAGGCAUGCUGCCCCACAAGACCAAGCGAGGCCAGGCCGCUCUGGACCGCCUCAAGGUGUUUGAUGGGAUCCCGCCACCCUAUGACAAGAAAAAGCGGAUGGUGGUUCCUGCCGCCCUCAAAGUUGUGCGUCUGAAGCCUACACGGAAGUUUGCCUACCUAGGGCGCCUGGCUCAUGAGGUUGGCUGGAAGUACCAGGCAGUAACGGCUACACUGGAGGAGAAGAGAAAGGAGAAGGCCAAGAUCCACUACCGGAAAAAGAAGCAGCUCAUGAGGCUACGGAAGCAGGCCGAAAAGAACAUAGAGAAGAAAAUCGACCGAUUCACAGAGGUCCUCAAGACCCAUGGAUUCUUAGUCUGAGCCAAAUAAAAUUGACCGUUUCUUCUUCA